This is a messenger RNA of Homo sapiens (human), 3711 nucleotides long. It is a transcript of the gene NEIL1, whose product is annotated as nei like DNA glycosylase 1. Gene Ontology annotation, cellular component: nucleus; centrosome; chromosome. The transcript is spliced from 10 exons. Gene Ontology annotation, molecular function: DNA N-glycosylase activity; class I DNA-(apurinic or apyrimidinic site) endonuclease activity; DNA-(apurinic or apyrimidinic site) endonuclease activity. The record is from RefSeq and is marked validated. NCBI's taxonomy places the organism in Eukaryota, Metazoa, Chordata, Mammalia, Primates, Hominidae. The coding region runs from base 458 to 1630 and encodes 390 amino acids. Gene Ontology annotation, biological process: base-excision repair; DNA repair.
CGUCGGGUUUCCUCGUUUUUGCGGACUGGCGCUUUCUGAUUUCAGAGACUCUCCGCAACAGAACCAUCUCAAGUGGGUCUACCUCCUCGCCUUUUUUUGUUGUUGUUGUUGCUUGGCUGCGCUUCUGACAGGGCAGGCCGUGAUGAUGUUUGUUUAUGAGUUAGGUCUGACUGUUCGUUGGUGCUUAAGAUCCCCACCGGGUCCCUAGGGCCUGUGCGUACCGCGCACCUGUGCACGUCCUGCGCGCAGCUGCAGGCGACUCCGCUCUGGCUCGUCGCUGCUGUUUCCUGCUGGGGGUGCCGACCCUGUCCCACGCUAGCUGGGUGACUUCCCCCAACCGCAGAGACAGCGGCGACCCGGGGCCUCAGACCUGCCCCCGCAUCUCGCCGGCGCCAGGCAGUGGGAAGUCAGGUUCUUCCGCCACCUCCCAGCCAGGACUCUGCCACCCUCCCUCAGGAUGCCUGAGGGCCCCGAGCUGCACCUGGCCAGCCAGUUUGUGAAUGAGGCCUGCAGGGCGCUGGUGUUCGGCGGCUGCGUGGAGAAGUCCUCUGUCAGCCGCAACCCUGAGGUGCCCUUUGAGAGCAGUGCCUACCGCAUCUCAGCUUCAGCCCGCGGCAAGGAGCUGCGCCUGAUACUGAGCCCUCUGCCUGGGGCCCAGCCCCAACAGGAGCCACUGGCCCUGGUCUUCCGCUUCGGCAUGUCCGGCUCUUUUCAGCUGGUGCCCCGCGAGGAGCUGCCACGCCAUGCCCACCUGCGCUUUUACACGGCCCCGCCUGGCCCCCGGCUCGCCCUAUGUUUCGUGGACAUCCGCCGGUUCGGCCGCUGGGACCUUGGGGGAAAGUGGCAGCCGGGCCGCGGGCCCUGUGUCUUGCAGGAGUACCAGCAGUUCAGGGAGAAUGUGCUACGAAACCUAGCGGAUAAGGCCUUUGACCGGCCCAUCUGCGAGGCCCUCCUGGACCAGAGGUUCUUCAAUGGCAUUGGCAACUAUCUGCGGGCAGAGAUCCUGUACCGGCUGAAGAUCCCCCCCUUUGAGAAGGCCCGCUCGGUCCUGGAGGCCCUGCAGCAGCACAGGCCGAGCCCGGAGCUGACCCUGAGCCAGAAGAUAAGGACCAAGCUGCAGAAUCCAGACCUGCUGGAGCUAUGUCACUCAGUGCCCAAGGAAGUGGUCCAGUUGGGGGGCAAAGGCUACGGGUCAGAGAGCGGGGAGGAGGACUUUGCUGCCUUUCGAGCCUGGCUGCGCUGCUAUGGCAUGCCAGGCAUGAGCUCCCUGCAGGACCGGCAUGGCCGUACCAUCUGGUUCCAGGGGGAUCCUGGACCGUUGGCACCCAAAGGGCGCAAGUCCCGCAAAAAGAAAUCCAAGGCCACACAGCUGAGUCCUGAGGACAGAGUGGAGGACGCUUUGCCUCCAAGCAAGGCCCCUUCCAGGACACGAAGGGCAAAGAGAGACCUUCCUAAGAGGACUGCAACCCAGCGGCCUGAGGGGACCAGCCUCCAGCAGGACCCAGAAGCUCCCACAGUGCCCAAGAAGGGGAGGAGGAAGGGGCGACAGGCAGCCUCUGGCCACUGCAGACCCCGGAAGGUCAAGGCUGACAUCCCAUCCUUGGAACCAGAGGGGACCUCAGCCUCUUAGCAGGAGGCUCUCCUUGCUUGCACUCACCCUUUCUUAUUGUCUUGCCCUGCAUCUGGGGGUCUGAAUUUUUGGGAGCAGGCAAUAUCUGAAGGUGCAAACAGGCCCUACGGCUGUUCCCUGCACAACUCUCAUGGUUUUAAUUGUACCCCAUCUUCCACAUCUUUAAAGCUCAUGUGAAAAAUGCUGCAUUUUUAAUAAACUGAUACAUUUGAACUUCUUGGCACCUCUUGGUCUGAGAUGGCCAGGUAGGAAGGGCCUGCUGUCCGGUCCUGGUGACAGAAGGCCCAGCUCCUCACAAGGCAAACUGAGCCCCCAUCCCAGUCCUCAAGGCUCUGACUCUAUCAGAGGACAGUUUGCCUCUGCAAGGACAGCCCCUCAGAGGUGGUACAAAGACCCUGGCCCCAGGCAGCCCAGGAGCCAGAGCUCCUCCAGUCCAGAUUCUCCAGGGUCCAGGGCUGCCCCCUCAUCCUGGCAGGAGCCAGGCAAAACCCACCCUUCGGCCCCUCCCCAGCCCCAGGCCCAGGCCCUUUACCUGCUGGCACAGGGGAGGGGCUUCUCAACUCAUGGUCUCUUCACUGGCUUUUGGUGGCUCGAGGUCCCCAGUCUCUCCUGUGGGGGCUGCAACCCAGACCCUGCACGCACAGGUACCUUAGGAUCUUGCCCCUACCCACCAAAUACCUGGGAAGCCAUCCCACCCCAGACUUCCCACCCCCACCCCAAGCGUGAGGAUGGGCCCUAAGGGGACUGAGCAGCAGGGUUCCCGAUCCAAGGAUUUAUUCCACAAGAAAAGACUGAUCCCUGCUUUAGGCUGGGGAAGCAGAAAUUAGGAGUCCCCAGAGCCUUCUACAAACAAAACCCCAGCCCCAGGGACUCAGUGUGGCGGAGGCUGAAGCACGAGCAACAGGGACAGCACUUGGAAGGGAGAAAAGGUGAGCUUCAGGCGGUUGUCCCGAAGGGUCAAGUGGCCAGCAGGGUCUGGUCGCUCCAAGAGAUCGCAGCUGGAGAACAGGAGGGGCCAUGAAGGCUCUGCGAGGGCGAGACUCGACCCCCGCCCCAAUCCCACACCGCCACUCACAGGAUGGCCUCCUGAACCGGCAGCGACAAGUGCAGCCAGCAGUCCACGUGGCUGCCGUGGGCCUCAUACAGCCUCAGGACCAGCGAGCGGCGCUGGGGGCUGCUCUCCGCCUGCAGAGGAACACGUCUGGUGGGAGGGGCCGAGGGCAGGCCCAGUUCGGAACCCCGUCCCCAGCACGUCCCACCCCUUGCCUGCUUGACGGUCUCCAAUACGACCGCGGGUGAAGACACGGAAAACGCACUCCAGGAGGUGGCGGGCGCUGGGCUGGGGGCUGGCAGAGCCAACAGGGGGAAGUUUAGGCUGUAGGCAGCUUGGAUAACGCCAGCAUCCUGGAAAGAGCCUGGGGUACGACCAGGAAACAAUGCUGGUGGAGAAUGGGGGCUACCCUCCCCUGUCCCUAGAAGGGGCAGGAAGCCAGGUUGCUGGGGUUUGGGCUCAGGGAAGGGCAGAGAGGUGUCUAGGGCUGCAGGAAGGCCCCACCGUCCCCAGCACUCACCCUUGUGCGGCAUCAGUGCAUAGGUGAACUCGUGGCGCCCCGUGUCAGCAGUAGCGUCCGGGGCUUUAGGCGCCCGCAAGCUGGGGUGAGGAGGGCGCGUAGGGGCCACGCUGAAGCUGUUGGAGUUGUGGUCGGGAAGACCCAUUUCUCCAUGCCAGCUCCCAGGCCUGGUGGGUACCCCACUUACAGCGAGAGGCUGAGGAUGCUGCCUCGCACUGACGCGCCAUACUUGCAGUCGUUGAGCAGGGCCAGCCCAAAGCCGUGUUCUGACAGAUCCAUCCAGCGAUGGGCCCACACCUGGAGGGCAGAUCCAAGACCCACUUGGUGGCCCUGUGCCCCUCUUUGUGCUCCCAGACUCCAGAGCUCCUGUCACUAGGCCGAGCACAAGCUCUAGAACCACACAACUGAACUCCAGCUCCCACUGUACGGGGCCCUGGGCAUGCCACCCAACCUGCCUAAGCCUCAGUUUCCUUAUCUGUGAAACGGGAAUAAAUAAUAGUACUCACCCCA